UUGACCAGCCGCCAGCAAUUGCGACUUCUAGUCCCGUCGUCGUCGAGUGGGAGUACGCGGAGUGGAGUUUGGGCUUUGGGGCCGAAAGCUGUUACCAAAUUAUUACCUGCUCUUAUCAGUAGCCGAAAACGACAGGUGGAAAACAAAAAAAAAAAAAAUAAGCGAAAUAAACAACGCUGAGAUCGGAGACAGAGCCGAGGGCUAGAUCGUCGUAGAUUCGCCCACGAAUCAGUACUGCUCGGCACCGGAGCUGAGUUGGACUCGCAUCUUGCGGGUAUUUCUGGGGGGCGCAAACCCGGCGCGAUCUCAAACCGCCGACGACCGGAGAACGGAGCAACUCAACCAAACGCUCGUCCUCCACAAAAAGCUGCUAGGAAAAUUCACAAAACUACAAAUCGAAUAAAACAUCAACGGUCGAGCUGGAUUUGCAUUAAUUGCCAAGUGAAUGUGUGAAGUGAAUGUGAGUGCAAGUGCAAGUGCGAGGAGAUCGUGUAAAACAUGAGCAUAUAAUUUGACAAGUCAACGGAAUUGAAUCAUUUAGCCAGCGACCACCACAGAAAUCAGUUGCAAAAACAACUCUUUAAAUAUUAAAUAAAAUACAAUAAAAUAUGGAUCAUCAAAGCCUGAGACAAAUUCUGUGGAUUAUGCUGAUCUUCAGUUGCAGCCUACGAGUCACUUUUGGUGCCACCAACACCACAGAAGAGGACGAGGACUGUCCAUCGUUGUCGAAUGCAGAGAACCUUCAGCAGACGCAGCUCAUUCAGCGCUUAACCCAUGUCUGCCGCUACGAUCGCCUUGAGCGACCCAUUGAAUACGAUCCUGUGACAGCGGCACGUCUACCCACUGUGGUAAAGACCAGGAUCUACGUUUACUUCCUGCAGAAUCUCAACUCCGAUCUGCUGCAGUUCAAGAUGCAUUGUCUUCUCCAGCUGCGUUUCCAGGACAAACGCUUGGCCUACAAGCUCAUCCAGGCCCAAAGGACCGACCCCAUUUUGGGCCAGAAGCAUCUCAGCGAGCGUCUGUGGCUGCCGCAUAUCUUCUUUGCCAACGAACGCGACUCCAGCAUCCUGGGCACCGAUGAAAAGGAUGUCCUUACCUCUCUGGCACCCGACGGUACUGUGAUUAUCUCCACACGGAUGGAGGCAACUCUGUACUGUUGGAUGGACUUUAAGAAGUUCCCCUUCGAUCAGCAGUUCUGCCACACGGUUCUCGAGAGUUGGAUGUACAACACCUCCGAUUUGGUGCUGGAAUGGGAGGAUCCUUCGCCCAUCUCCUUCGAUCCGGAUAUGCGGCUCACCGAGUACAACAUGGGCCAUUACUUUCACAACACGACGGUUGUCAAGGCGGAUAGCUUAAACCUGCGCCAUGGAGCUUUCGUGGGCAACUACAGUUCCUUGAGCUUCACGGUAAACCUGAAGCGUGAGAUUGGCUUCUAUCUGCUGGACUACUAUCUGCCCUCCAUGAUGAUCGUGGCCAUAUCGUGGGUAUCCUUCUGGCUUCAGGCAGAUGCUUCUCCGCCACGAAUUAUGCUGGGAACCAGCACCAUGUUGUCGUUCAUCACUCUAUCCUCGUCGCAGAGCAAAACCCUGCCGAAGGUUAGCUACAUCAAGGUGUCGGAAGUCUGGUUCUUGGGCUGCACCUUCUUCAUAUUCGGCAGUCUGGUGGAGUUUGCCUUUGUGAAUACGAUUUGGCGUCGCAAGGAGAACAUCGAGCUGAAGAAGGUCAACAGCAAGUAUAUCAUCAAAUCGACGCUGACCCCGAGACCGGCACGACGACAAAUCGGUGGUAGUCUAAGCAACGAUUCCAGAGCCAGAUCCUGCUCCAGUCUAGACAAUAUAGUAUCUAGCACCGAGAGUGUGCGGAAUGGCAAUGGCAAUGUAAAUCAGGGCUUCAACAAUUACCUGACUGUGCAUCCUAAUUUACCCAUCAUUAAAACCGAGUGCGCCGACACAGUGUCCAUUUGCAGUGAACGAACGACGAGCAACGAUCAUAUUGUGGACAUGGACAAGGAUAAAAAGGACACGCCGCCAACUUUCACCACAAUGACGCCGCAGGAGAUUGCUAUGUGGAUUGAUCGACGUUCGCGUUUCCUGUUUCCGGCCAUGUUUCUAGCCUUUAAUGCCUUGUAUUGGACCUUUGUCUACGUAUUGUAAACCGAAAACGACGUAUUGUUGUUGCCAUUAUUGUGAAAUCUUGUCCAUUUGUGUAGUCCUUUUAUACGCAAAUAUUUAUUAAAUUGUAAGAUGCAUCAUCUCAUAGCUGUACAAAAUGUUGA
Molecule: messenger RNA, 2275 nt
Organism: Drosophila serrata
Lineage: Eukaryota; Metazoa; Arthropoda; Insecta; Diptera; Drosophilidae
Gene: SecCl
Product: Secretory chloride channel
Biological process (GO): monoatomic ion transmembrane transport
Cellular component (GO): membrane
Molecular function (GO): transmembrane signaling receptor activity; extracellular ligand-gated monoatomic ion channel activity
Source: RefSeq, a predicted model, not a curated record